Molecule: messenger RNA, 381 nt
Organism: Amblyraja radiata (thorny skate)
Lineage: Eukaryota; Metazoa; Chordata; Chondrichthyes; Rajiformes; Rajidae
Product: mesotocin-neurophysin MT-like
Exons: 3
Coding region: 1-381 (126 amino acids)
Cellular component (GO): extracellular region; secretory granule
Molecular function (GO): neurohypophyseal hormone activity
Source: RefSeq, a predicted model, not a curated record
AUGCACUCCGCUUGCCUCACUGUCGGUCUCCUCUUCCUCGUCUCCAUCGCUUCGGCUUGUUACAUAAGCAACUGUCCUCAAGGAGGCAAACGGUCCAUCAUGGACAUGGACAUCAGACAGUGCAUGUCUUGUGGUCCCAGCAACAGAGGCCAGUGCUUCGGGGAGAAGAUCUGCUGCGGGGAGGAGAUCGGCUGCUUCUUCGGAACGUCGGAGACAUUGAGGUGCCAAAAGGAAUCCUACCUGCUCUCUCCGUGUGAACCUGCCGGCAGGCUCUGUGGCACGAACGGUGGGAAAUGUGCCGCGGCGGGAACCUGCUGCACUGCUGAGAGCUGCACAUUGGAUCCUGCGUGUAACUCCAGGAGCAUCUUCUCCUCAGAUUAA